AUGUCUAUCAUCGAAAUUGUUCAAAGCGCUGUUUUGGAUAGUUUUUAUUCUGGUACUAUGAAUCUUCAUUGCUUUAAUACUUUAAUCAUCUUGGUGGUACAGUUACACAGGUUUGUGUCAGGAGCUUUCAAUAAUGAACAUUAUAAUCAAGCAUCUUUUCGUACUAAAAGAGAGCUACAUUUAAGUGAAUUAGCUCGAAUUCUCAACGAAGUACCAACAGUUCAACAGGAAGCUGUUGCUGUAAGACUUUUUGAUACUAUCAUUAAUAUUCUCGAGGAAUCCUAUAAAUUACUACGUGAUAAAGAUGUUCAUAUAGAAACUAAAAAUGAUACCAUAGGACAGGCCUUUGCAUUAACAUUUGAAAAUACCGCUGUUCUCUGUGAUCUGAUCCUACGCUUUCCAGAUGCAUAUCAUUCUAAGUAUAGUCAAAUUAAUAGUGUAUCAAACUUAUUGAAAUGGUCAUUCAAUCUAUUACGUGAAUCGAAGUUGAUGAGUAAAUCAGAUGAGAAUGUUUUACAUUUAACUGAACAAGAAUUGAAUUUUAUCCCAAGGGAUAUAAAUUAUGUUAAUGAGUUCAGUUCACGUCAGAAAAUGAUUAAAGAGAAACUAGAAGCUGAUGAAGCUCGAAAAGCGUCGAAAUUAGCUGCUAAACGUCAAAAACAUGUAAAAAAGCCUCGAAUCACUCCAUUACACAGGGAACUUUAA
Molecule: messenger RNA, 705 nt
Organism: Heterobilharzia americana
Lineage: Eukaryota; Metazoa; Platyhelminthes; Trematoda; Strigeidida; Schistosomatidae
Source: the annotation of a GenBank genome assembly